AUGAAUUCUCUUGUUAUUAUAUUUUCUAUUAUUUGUCUUCCAAAUAUUAUCUAUACAUCUAUACCAUUUACUAGAAAUCCAGGUUGUGAUCGACCUGAAUGUAAAGAAUUUAAUCAUCAAGCAUUAUACUAUGCAAAAAAUGAUAUUGAUGAUAAUACAGUUCAUAUAAUUUAUUCAUCAUUUGAUGAAAUAACAAUUAGUAUAUUCCAAACAGCCAAAGGUGUAAAUCCAACAUUUGAUUAUGCAGCUAUAUUUGAAAAGAAUUAUACUAAUGCUAUUGAUUUUCACGGUGCAAAACUAAAUAAUUCUUUGACGUUAGUUCUCCGUCGUUUAAUUCAAUUUAAUGAUAUAAAUGAUAAUGGUAAGAUGGAUGUUAAUGAUAAUACAACCAUUUCAUAUUUUAUAAGUAAUAUAAAGACAACUAAUGCAACUUUUCAAGAUAAUACAGAGCAACCAACAUUUCAAUUACCAUUAGACAUGUUGAAUGGUUCACUAAGUAUUGAUAUUGUCUAUCCUGGUGCAACAAUGCGAGAUACGAAAUUUCCUAAAUUAAAAACGGCACCAAAAAGUUUGUUUAUUAAUAUUGCUGUACAAGCCAAUACAUUUUCUUCAUCAAAAACCCGAUUUGCUUUUGAAAUACUUCAAAUAUUACCGGGUACUGAAGGCUCACGUAUAUUCUCAUCAAAAUUUAUUGAUGAUCAAUAUACACCAGGUAUUUUUAAUGUAUAUCAAUUGCGAACAAUGGAUUCAUCGAAUCCAGCAUCUAUGCUAUGGAAACCUGUUGUAUAUCAAAGUGAAGAUCGUACAAUCGAACAAAAUACAUUAAUGCAAGUUUAUGAAAUAGACAAUAAUUUUACACUUGAUAAAGAAAAUGAUCAAGGAAUAUUUUUUGCACUUCUUUCUAAACCGAAAGUAUCAGCAUUCAAUAUUUCACUUGGUCAAGCAAAUGAUGGUUUUUUUACUAAGACAAAUUAUACAUUUAUUCAAUUUACAGCUGGUCUUGAUUUACUUGAACCUGAUUCAACACAACAAUUCGUUACCAUUGCAUUAAUUGUUAGUCUAGCUUUACCCGUUAUAGUCGGAGUUAUCGCAAUUAUAUUUAUGAUAAAACGAAGAUUUUCACCACAGGAAUGA
Molecule: messenger RNA, 1134 nt
Organism: Adineta steineri
Lineage: Eukaryota; Metazoa; Rotifera; Eurotatoria; Adinetida; Adinetidae
Source: the annotation of a GenBank genome assembly